AUGGGUCUUGAGCCUACAGCCGAGAAAAAGGUUUUGGGGAGGGUUCUCGUAAUCGGUGGCUGUGGCUUUCUCGGCCACCAUUUAGUCCAACAACUGCACAGCUCGUAUGACUGCACCAUAUCCAUCCUCGACCUUCAGACUACGCGUAAUCGUCUUCCAGAUACGACGGGCGUACGAUAUUUCAAAGGCGAUAUCACAUCAAUUGACUCUAUCCUGCCUAUAUUUGAGGAGACAAAGCCCGAUAUCGUCAUCCACACAGCCUCACCAACCUUAACGGGUGGUUCGAGGCAGCUAUACCAACGGGUGAAUAUUGAAGGGACAAAAUGCGUGAUUGAAGCAUGCCAAAAGACAAGGGUCACUGCUUUGGUAUACACGAGUUCAGCCAGUAUUAUUUCGGAUAACGCUACAGACCUCAUUAACGCAGACGAACGGUGGCCUAUCAUCCCCGCUAAUGCUCAGACUGAGUUUUACUCCGUAACUAAGGCUGAAGCCGAAACUUAUGUUCUUGCCGCAAAUCGUGCCGUCGAUCACAGUCUGCUCUUAACAUGUGCACUUCGCCCAGCUGGAAUAUUUGGUGAAGGUGACGUUCAGUUAAUUCCCAACAUGCUAGACGCCUACUAUACUUCAAAAACUGGAUUUCAGCUCGGCAAUAAUACGAACCUCUUUGAUUUUACGUAUGUUGGAAAUGUGGCCGAAGCUCAUAUUCUAGCAGCCACUGCACUUCUCGCAACUUCCCGCCUAUCGACCAUUCCUCUAUCCCAUGAACGAGUUGAUGGAGAGGCUUUUAUGAUCACAAAUGACGAGCCAGUUUACUUUUGGGAUUUUGCCCGAGCUGUUUGGAAGGUUGCCGGAAACGAUCGUGGUAUAGAGCAUGUCUGGGUUAUCGGACAAACUACCGGGCUGUUCCUAGCCACACUUUUAGAAUGGGGUAUGUGGGCGUUGGGAAGGACACCUAAGCUGACGAAGAGACAAGUUAAAUACAGUUGUAUGACGAGGUAUUAUGACUGCACUAAGGCCAAACGACUCCUAGGAUAUCAACCUUCCACAAGUCUGGAGAAAGGCAUCGAAAAAUCAGUAAAAUGGUUUGGAGAGAAGCGCGAAUCUGAAAAUCCGAACAUUAAAUGA
This is a messenger RNA of Blumeria graminis f. sp. triticale, 1125 nucleotides long. The record is from the annotation of a GenBank genome assembly. Lineage: Eukaryota; Fungi; Ascomycota; Leotiomycetes; Helotiales; Erysiphaceae.